Molecule: messenger RNA, 2562 nt
Organism: Acanthochromis polyacanthus (spiny chromis)
Lineage: Eukaryota; Metazoa; Chordata; Actinopteri; Pomacentridae
Gene: ogal
Product: O-GlcNAcase like
Exons: 17
Coding region: 273-2351 (692 amino acids)
Biological process (GO): glycoprotein metabolic process
Molecular function (GO): beta-N-acetylglucosaminidase activity
Source: RefSeq, a predicted model, not a curated record
GACACGUUCAGUCAGCAUGAACCUGAGGUGAGUUUCAGUCAUCAGCUGUAAUUUCUCCUCCUUCACUGGGCUGUUUCCAUCGUUUAGACGUUAGAUCAGGUUUGCAUGGUUAUGCGCAGUGCUGCUUUAAACGCAUCCGUUCUGCGCAGGUGUGAGAGGACGGAGCAUAUAAAAGUAAAACUGCUGCAGGUUGAAGCUCAGAGACAUGACAGAGUAGAGCUGCUGUCUGAAGCCACACAGGAGAAGAGAUAGAAUCAACUUUACUGCAAAACAUGUCGAAACCAAAGAGCGGAGCUGGACGCUUCAUCUGCGGGGUGGUGGAAGGUUUUUAUGGGCGACCGUGGACUAUGGAGCAAAGAACUGAGCUGUUUAAAAGGGAGCAGAAGUGGGGUUUGAACUCGUACCUGUACGCCCCCAAAGACGACUACAAACACAGGAUGUACUGGAGAGACCUGUACUCUGCUGAGGAGGCAGAACAACUGAUCGCCCUCAUAUCAGCAGCUAAACAGCACAACGUCGACUUCAUCUAUGCGAUCUCUCCCGGCCUGGACAUUACUUUCUCCAACCCCAAAGAAGUCGCUGCUCUGAAGAGGAAACUGGAUCAGGUGAAGGAGUUCGGCUGUAGCUCCUUCUCUUUGCUGUUUGACGACAUCGAGAGGGAGAUGUGUGCGGCCGACAAGCAGGCGUUCAGCUCCUUUGCCCACGCUCAGGUGGCCAUCACUAAUGAUCUGUACCAGCACCUGGGGAAACCUGAGAGCUUCCUCUUCUGUCCCACAGAUUACUGCUCUUCCCAGUGUACUCCCACCGUCUCCCUGUCCCCAUAUCUGAACACUGUGGGAGAGAACCUCCUGCCUGGCAUCGACAUUCUGUGGACUGGUCCAAAAGUGGUCUCCCACAAAAUCUCGGUUGAAUCCAUAGAGGAGGUGUCUGCAGUCCUGAGGAGGCCACCAGUCAUCUGGGACAAUAUUCACGCCAACGAUUACGAUCCCCAAAGGCUCUUACUUGGACCCUACAAGGAUCGACCCACUGAGCUGAUUCCCAAGCUGAGAGGAGUUCUCACAAAUCCCAACUGUGAGUUCCACCCAAACUUUGUGGCCAUUCACACUUUGGCAACGUGGUGUAAAGCCCCUGCUGAUGGAGGAGUGAGAGAUGUGGAGAUGGGUGAUGAGGAGCAGGACCCCUGCUACAGCCCCCAGAAGGCCCUGAUGCUGGCCCUCACUGACUGGCUGCAGGAGUUCAUGAGCACCGAUCAGCCAGGAGGCCCUCGACCUCCAGCUCGCCUCAAGAAGGAGUCGUCAGAUGAGGAGCCCAUGCAGACAGACGUGGCUGAGAGCUCCUAUGUUCCCAGUCCUGACGAGAACCCGCUGUACACCGCCGAGCCUCUGACACUGGACGACCUGAGGCUGCUGUCAGAACUCUUCUAUCUGCCCUACGAACACGGAGCCACAGCCAGAACCAUGCUGCAAGAGCUGGACUGGCUCAAAAACCACAGCCAGGCUGCCACAGCAGAGACAGAGCAGUCAGCAGAGUGGCGUUCAAGAGCGCAGAAGUUUGACAGCAUGUGCGAGGCGGUGGUGCAGAUGUUCAACCGGCUGUCAAACGCCCCGAACCGCAGCAUCCUGUAUGAUCUGUACAACUACAUCUGCGACAUCAAGAGUGGAGUUGAUAUGGCUCGAUUCUACGUGAAGACACUCGGAGGACAGGGUCAACCCUCGGCCCAGGUGAUGCAGGAUGACCCUGAACCCUGGCGCUUCAGAGGAGCACUCUCUGGAGAGUUCCAGAGAAUGCUGCCGUGUCAUGGAAACAGGGACCUGUUCAGACAACCUCUCAUGACAGCAGUUUACUGCAUACGACCCUACUGCCCUGAAGACAAGACGGAAGUGCAGAAGAUAUUCAGGGAGAUGCAGAAAGGAGGAGAUGCCACAUCCUCCCCAGGGGCACAACCUCCACUCAUCAGCGACAGCCUGUCAGCCGGUGAGUUAUCCCCUUCCCCUGAGUGUGCUCUUGUGGUGGAGGAUGACUUUGGCGUGUGUGGUUACGCUCUGGCCCUCACGGAUGUCAAACCAGCUGCAGCUAAAGUCCAGAGGGCGGUAAGUGAGUCGCUGUUGAAGGAAUUCCCCUCCCUGGUCGUUGUACAAGUGCGGCCCGGGGUCACUGAUCCGUCUCCAGCCAAACAUAUGAUUCGUCGACUGUUGUCGUCCAUCAGGAGCAGCGGGUCCAAAGGAGUGUUUUGUGAGCUGCGGCACGGCGAUCGGAGGAUGAUCAACUUUUACUCUAAACUUGGCUCCUUCAAACAGAUAGAAAUGGACUGUCUACCUCAGGACGUCCUCGUCAUGGCAGCAAGCCUGUAAACGAGGUCGCUUACAAGGUUUUCCUCAGGUUUAAAGUGUUUAGAGAUGAAACUCUUGUGUGUGUAAUCACUAACUUUGCAGCAUGUUAAGCUGAUUUAAAGCAAACCUGGUAUUGGAAUUUGUCAUGAAAAGACAAAAAUGUAAAGUGAUUAUUUUUUAGAUAAAUUGUUUCAGGCAGCACAAUAAGACUUAAUAAAAUACAGGACAUUAA